AGGAAAAUGGAGGGGUGUGUGUCAAACCUAAUGGUCUGCAACCUGGCCUUUACCGGACAGCUGGAGGAGUUGAAGGAGAGGAUUCUGGCCGACAAAUCCCUGGCUACUAAAACAGACCAGGAUAGUAGAACUGUAUUACAUUGGGCAUGCUCAGCUGGUCAUACAGACAUUGUUGAAUUCUUGCUGCAACUUGGAGUGCCAGUAAAUGAUAAAGAUGAUGCAGGUUGGUCUCCUCUUCACAUUGCAGCUUCUGCUGGCCGGGAUGACAUUGUAAAAGCCCUUCUGGGAAAAGGUGCUCAGGUGAAUGCUGUCAAUCACAAUGGCUGUACUCCAUUACAUUAUGCAGCAUCCAAAAACAGGCAUGAGAUCGCUGUCAUGUUACUGGAAAGUGGGGCUAACCCAGAUGCUAAGGACCAUUAUGAGGCCACAGCAAUGCACCGGGCUGCAGCCAAGGGUAACUUGAAGAUGAUUCAUAUUCUUCUGUACUACAAAGCUUCCACAAAUAUCCAAGAUACUGAGGGUAACACUCCUCUACACUUAGCUUGUGAUGAGGAGAGAGUAGAAGAAGCAAAAGUGCUGGUGACCCAUGGAGCCAGUAUUUACAUUGAGAAUAAAGAAGAAAAGACACCAUUGCAAGUGGCCAAAGGUGGUUUGGGUAUAAUACUCAAGAGAAUACUGGAAGAUUAAGCAGUUUGAAUUUCUUUUUACUUUAAAUGUUUUCUGGUUGUCCCCAGUAUCUUGAAAACUAUUGUAUUUGUGCACAAGACACCGUGUAUUAAUGAAGUUUCUCACCUUCAGAGUCUUAGAAACAUGCUGAGUAUUGUUCAAGUGAGGUACUUGUUCUAAUCUUGCACCCUGCUUUCCAGUUAUUGGAAAAGCUAGAGAUUGUUCUUCUAUUGUUACCUACCAUUUUGUAUUGCAUUUUGGUUCAUUUUGAGUAAGUGAUGCUGUGGCUGUUGUGAGUUUUCAGCAUCUUCUUAUGUACCCCGUAUAGAUCUGUCCUCCUGUAAGGCAGAGCCAGGCUAAUAACAGCAAGCCAACUGUUCUGUCCAACAUUUCUAGGUGAACUCUACAAGGUUCCUUGGUACAAUUGAAAUACUUCCUAAUUCAUGUUUUUAAGCUCACUCAGAGUCCUAUGCCAAAUAUUUCUGUUUUGCAACAGUACAGUUUAUUUUUCUUAUAGGAAGAAUAAUAUAUUUUAAAGGACCAAAUUUUAAGUUCAACAAUAUGUGUUACCCAGUUCAACAUUGAUAAGCAGUAAAAUUUAAUAAAAGGAUUAAAGAUA
This is a messenger RNA of Sorex fumeus (smoky shrew), 1285 nucleotides long. It is a transcript of the gene PSMD10, whose product is annotated as proteasome 26S subunit, non-ATPase 10. NCBI's taxonomy places the organism in Eukaryota, Metazoa, Chordata, Mammalia, Eulipotyphla, Soricidae. The transcript is spliced from 5 exons. Gene Ontology annotation, molecular function: fatty-acyl-CoA binding; protein binding. The coding region runs from base 7 to 687 and encodes 226 amino acids. The record is from RefSeq and is a predicted model, not a curated record.